AUAAAAUUGAAAACAAAUUUUGCAUUUCAAGAGAGAACAAUCCUCAUUCUUCUGGUAUAUGUGAUGCCAAUCUCCAGAAAUCUCCAGAUUGCGUUCCAGCGCCUCCAGUGAAACCUCUGGUAGAGCCUCCAGUCAAGAAUUUCUACUGGAGGCGCUGGAACAGGCCCUAUGUCUACAGAAGUCUGCAGCUGCAUAGUGUCUGCGGCGUUGAGUCGCGGAUUUAGAGGGCAUCAUAUGACUCAGCCAAGGGCUACCAUAUGAGCUCGGAGUACUAAACUGCCAAGAACGAAUAUGGGAAGGUAUUGGCCAAGAAACCGGUUACGUGAAAAAGAAACGCGAUUUUGCAAGCACCGUUCAUGACUUCAGUUACAAAAGCCUGAAACAAAAACAAUUUUCAAAACAAAAACUACAGGAGCUGUUCUUCCGUCGUAGUCAAAUGCUUUGUUUCCAAAUUUAGUCUAAAUCUACCGAGAAUCCGCCUAGAAUUUCGGGUUUCGCCUAGGACUGUGCGCCACGGAGCUUUGCUUUCGGUUGGUGAAACACGUGAACCACCACGUAUUUUGUGCAUAGUGUGAACACAGUGUGGGGGUGAUUUAUUUAGGGUUGUGUGAAUUGUCAGCAAUUAACCAUUGUUAGUGUGUCGAAUUAAGAAUUGGAUUGGUGUUCAAGCAAGGCUUUUGAAUAAGGAUUCCUAAUCGAUAUCUUUUCAUGCAAGAAUGUCUGACUCCGUGGAGGAGUGGGAUGUCGAGCGGGUGCGGCAAUGGCUACACGAGCACGGCUUCUCCAGCUACACAAACCUGCUCUGCGAUCGGCACCGGCUGGAUGGCAGCUGUCUGCUGAUGCUGACGGAACAGGACCUCAAACAGCCACCACUAGAAAUCAAGGUUCUGGGGGACGUGAAGCGCCUCUGGCUGCGGCUCUGUGAGCUGCAGGGCGCCGGCGCCCGUCCCUCGGCAGCGCUGGGCUCGCCCCGGAAACAGUGCCGGAUCGCGGCGGUCGAGUCGAGCGACACAGAUGCCGUGGAGGAGGUCCCCGAGAGGGAGCGCGCGCUGCUGGGCUACGCCACCUCCCUCCGGCCGGAGCGGUUCAAGGCCGUGCUGUCCAUGCUGUACCUCCUUCUGGUCACCUGGAUCACCUCCUUCGUCAUGGUCAUCGUGCACGAUCGGGUGCCCGACAUGAAGCGCUACCCCCCGCUGCCGGACAUCUUCCUAGACAACAUUCCGCAUAUUCCGUGGGCGUUCGGAAUCUGUGAACUGAUCGGUACAACUCUGCUGGUCAUCUGGAUAUCCGUCCUGCUCGUGCACAAACAUAGGUUUAUAUUGAUCCGCCGUUUCAACUCGCUCUGCGGCACCGUGUACCUGCUGCGCUGCGUGACGAUGCUGAUCACUUCGCUGUCCGUGCCGGGAGCCCACCUCUCCUGCGCGCCAAGGGAGUACGGCGACAUAUACGCCAAGCUGUACCAGGCGUACAGCAUCUGGCAUAAUGCCGGUCUCAGCAUCCAGGGCGUCCGCUCCUGUGGUGACUACAUGUUCUCGGGACAUACUGUGGCGUUGACCAUGCUCAACUUCUUCAUCACUGAGUACACGCCGCGCCGAAUCUACUUCCUGCACACGUUCACUUGGCUGCUGAACGUGUUCGGCGUGUUCUUCAUCCUCUCUGCUCACGAGCACUACUCGAUCGAUGUGUUCAUCGCCUUCUACAUCACGUCCCGGCUCUUCAUGUACUACCACACCCUGGCCAACAAUCAGGUGAAACGCAAGCGUGCGGACGAGAAGCGCACGCGGAUCUGGUUUCCGAUGUUCAGCUAUUUCGAGGCCAACGUCCACGGCACGGUGCCCAACGAAUUCGAGUGGCCCGUGACUCGAGAGUGGCUCGCUUCGAUGGCGUCAGCUGCCGUGGAAAAGGCCAGACAUCUGGGGGUGUUGGGAGGGGGAGGGAAGUUGGGUGUGGGGGGAGGGAGGGAGAUGAACGGGGGAGGGGUGAGGAAUGGUGUGAGGAAACACAGGCAUAGGCGCUGAUAAGGGAAGGAGAAAGGAUGAGGGUGUGACUUGUGAGGAUUGGAAGUUGAUGAGAUAAUAUGUGUGAUGAGGUGACGUGAUGAGUGAUCAUGUGAGGCACGAAGUGUGAUGUGAUAUGGUAUGUGUUAUGUGAUAUGUCAUGUGACGUUAUGUGUGAUGUGAUGUGACGUGAUGUGUGAUGUGAUGUGAUGACGGUGAUGAAAUCGCUUGGCGAAUGUGUGAUGUGUUGUGUCGUGUGCGAGGCAUUACUCUGUGGGUUGUAUGUGUCACUUGACUCACUAUAAUAAUUUAUAUGAGUGAGUUAAGUGACUCCCAUUAACUCCCCUCAGCUGAUUCAUUGAGUCAGCCGUGUGAAUGAACACCUCUAAGGUGACGUAAGACGAACGAUGACGUAUAUUGACUGAUGGCGUAAUCAAUGACGCCAUAGUUUGGUGUUACGGUGUAAUUAUUGAAGCGGAGGAUUGUGAUCCCAAUGCUUACAAUCAAUAUCCGGAUUGUGCUGAUUAUCCUAUAAAUUUACACUGAAUAUAGGGGUUGUAGCGUGUAUCGAAGAUGAUAUUGAACGCACAUGAGCUGUAGAUUGCUUAUGAAGGAGGAUUGCUUGAGAAAAUGAGGUAACGCGCAAAGUAAAGCAGGUGUUGAGCAACUUGGAAAUUUACAUAUGAAAUGCUUCUGAUAAAGUUUGGUUGGUUUGGAAAAUUACUUGCAUGUUUUUUUUUCUGUAAAAUAACGUCGAAAGCAUCAUUAAACUGCAUAUCUUGUGACGUAAGAGAUGAAACAGCUGUAGUUACGUACCAUUUUUCUUUGUCGCGUUCGUGGUCAAAAUUUUCUUCAUCAUACUAUAAAAUUCGUUGCUACUGUCUUUCUGCAAUCAUGAGUUGAGUUCGUCCCAGUCCGUUCCUAUCGUCAAUCUGUACAAGGCAUCGUGAAUAAUUUAACAGCAUGGACGCCUAUUUCUGCUAAGUUCUGAUACGGAUUUGUAUGUAUUUAUCGCAUAUUUGCACUCAAUCUUAUGCUUUGAUGUUGCACUAUUGCACACACGAUGCUACACAUAUAUACUUCUGCUCUGUGAUUUCUUUUGUUGCAAUCCUGUCGCAUUAUGUGGAAGUGAAGGCAAUUUGUAGUCGAUGAAAAUGCCAAUCAGAUGAUCUUACGAUUGGCCUUUGUAGCAAUCAUGGACACAACGCACAUGUAUGGAUUGAUAUGAAACUACCCAUGAUUGUCUCGAUCUCGCAUCAAGAUUGAAACGAAUGUGCUCGCAAAGCUGGCGCCUGGAGCGUGCGCGUCUAUGUAUGUGUUAGUUGGGUUAGAAUUGGGUGUCUUUGUGUGAAUAUCCAUCCACAACUCAGCCUUUGGUGAUAUAUGUAAACGCGUCUAUCAAAUGCAUCCGCUCAACAAUUCUUCCUACUGCGUAUUGCCGAUACUGUGAGACAGUGAAAAUCACGCACGUGCUUUAGUUAGCGGGAGAUUAUCGGAGUAGUGAGAUUCUAGUCGAUAGCUCUGUACGGUGAUUAGCUUGGUCUCCUGAUUGUUACGUUAGGGGCAUUUGUUUAGUUUGGGUUAGAAGUGGCUUUAUGACAAUAUGUUUAAGUGCAUAAAUCACUGAGACAAGUUGGCGAGAGAGUGAUUUGUUCAUCUAAGACAGAAGGCUGAUUCAGCUUCUAAUGAUCGUUGUACUCGAUUCAACCAACUGUAUGGCAUUAUAUUAGGGUAGCUAGAAGUGGGGGGUAUGUGUUAGCCGGUAUUUGUUAAAGCUUGUCACGUCAUAAUAUGUUCCUGUUAUCACACACCCUGUGUUUGUCUUGGUAUGUUCCUUCGGUUGCUAUACCGCAAACAUCCUGUGCUUCGUGUCAUUUCAGUAUUUUCAAAUCAUUUGAUGACCCAGAUAUAUUGCAUUGACUAGCGACCGCUCAGCUUAAUGUAGGCAUUGUCAGUAAGUCACUUUAUCAGGUAUCCUUAAUACGGUUAAAAUCGCAUGCAACCUUCGUAUGAAUCAAGUCGACACCUUAUUUCUACUCCACCGUUGUCCGUCACUGGCCUCGUGCUCGUUUUCCAAUGCACUCAGCUUUUCAUUUCACAUACCCCGCUUGCCACCCGCCGAAUUCAGUGUGUCUCAGUACCCUGUAUGUACCUGUCCAAACCAAUGAUAUUGUCCAGUAGCUUCAGCGCACGACCCAACCGAGCUUUGUGUUCUGUUUGUCCGUUUGUAGGUUAUUCUUGUCGUGAAAACGCGGACAGUUGUGUUCAUACUCUCAUACAGCAGCGGGCUUUGACAGCAGCUGUAUACAAGAAAGCGGCCUCCGUUCGAAUUAUUCACCACCGCUUUCGUCAUUUUAGCACCCGUUACCAAAAUAUCACGCUGCUUGUAUGUAUCAAUCACAUGGGAAUGCUCGUCUGGCUACCGCCCUGUUCCGAUACGCGGAAACCGCGAGUCUAUAUCGACGCGAACUGUAUUUACUGUUCAUGUGGUGCUACCAACGCUCAAUGCUUCACAAUCGGCUCAGCUCAGGUGAUGGUCGAACGGGGUGCGUUUAAUACAGGCAUUUCCUAUGAA
Molecule: messenger RNA, 4572 nt
Organism: Amphibalanus amphitrite
Lineage: Eukaryota; Metazoa; Arthropoda; Thecostraca; Balanomorpha; Balanidae
Product: sphingomyelin synthase-related protein 1-like
Exons: 9
Coding region: 717-2018 (433 amino acids)
Biological process (GO): ceramide biosynthetic process
Cellular component (GO): Golgi membrane; endoplasmic reticulum membrane
Molecular function (GO): sphingomyelin synthase activity; ceramide cholinephosphotransferase activity; protein binding
Source: RefSeq, a predicted model, not a curated record